GAGGUAAAACUCUCCAAAGAAAGGACACAUUAGUAAAUCUCUUGUGCAUAUUUCUGUGAACUUGUCAAACUAGAUAAAAAAGAGGGGCCACAUUGACAGUCCAUGGCUGCAAGAGUAGAUACAUUAAGUGUGUGCAGGUUGGAUUAUGUCUGUAUUGCUGUGAGCAUAAGAGGAGGAGCUCAGCACUGACAGUCACACACUCUCAAGAAGCUGUCUGAGUAAACAUGUUCAGAGUCACAGAGCUGUCUCACUUUUAACCUGGACAUGAUCGAGAUAAAGAAAAGAAGAUUCACAUUUUAAUUGAUUGAUUGAUUCCUGUGUCAGUUGGGGAGAGGAGUUUGGAUGAAACUAUCCAUGUUGAGCCAUAAGCGACCUCUGUGUAAGGGAUACUCUGAGGAGCCUCCGCUGUGUACAAAGAAAUGUUUGACCGGCCUGAAAACUGUUCUGGAAAGGUAUCAAAGCGACAAAGCAACAGAAUAUCUCGGACUACAGACCGUCUCUGGUAACCUUCGCUUUAAUGGAGACCCUAAACACCUGCCUGGCACCCAGAGCUUCUUUGAUAGGAUAUCGUCUUGGGCUGACACACAAAACUCUGUGAAGAAAGUUCUGGAGCAUCUCAAAUUCAAACAAACCAAAGAUGAUAUUCUCCUCAACAACUGGGUGAACAAGAAGUUUCUGGAGUUUCAACGAGACAUUACUGAGGAAUGUGGGGCAGAGGAUAAGCAGCAUUCUUGGGCGGUUAUUGAGAAGACAGAGGAGAUUGUCAUGUAUGGACCUUAUUAUCCCAAUUACAGCAACGGGUUACACAGCGAAGACAUCAUCAUUAAACAAACUCAGGAGCUGCUGGAGGCCGAAGAUGUCUCAGAGAACUGGAAGGUGUAUGUGUUCACCGUGAACAGCCCGUGUUUGGCUCGAAACACUGAACCAUGCAUGCUGAACUUGGUUCAAAAAGCUCAAGAGUGGUGGAGUGUGUACGGAGUGAAGACUCAUAUUGGUUUUGUGAAAUGUUGGGGCUUCAAAGGAGCCAAAGAAAAUAUGUUCAGGGAUAUAAACCACAACCAGGUAGACCUUAUAAAUCAGACUGAGGAUUAUGAGAGCUAUUUAAAAGCAGCUGAGAAGCAAACAAAUUUCAGUCCAUUGUGUAAAAAUGUGUUUUCUGCCGUGAAACGCCUCCUGAAAUCUGACAUUAUCCCUAUCAUGACCAUGCAGCAGGAGCAGGACUGGAGGAGCUACUUCAGAAGUAUGCAGAGUAUUUAUGAGUACAAACUAGAAGAGGAGAAAGAAAUCGUCACACAGGAGGUGAACUCUGUGAUUGAAGCUGCCCAAACUCUGCUUUCUGACACAAAUGGAAGUUUUGCAGAACAUUUAAAGAGAGGACAAGCGUUUGCAUUAGAUUACACUUUUAGCUCACACAUUUCUGACGCCGUCGAGGAUCAAAUAAGACUCACUUUCCAGCAGUGUUGGGGGGAGAUGAUGCAAGAGAAAUACGUUGAAUUCAUUAAGGAGAAGCUGACUGAAGAUUUGAAUCAUUGCACUGUGCAGCUUUUUAUAAAAGACGUGGAAAAGUCCUCAGGUGAAUUCUUACAAAUUGGACGAAUACAUUCUCAAACAAGGUGUCCAGUAACUGAGCUGUAGACCAAUAAAGAUGUUAUCUAAGACUGAA
Molecule: messenger RNA, 1663 nt
Organism: Notolabrus celidotus (New Zealand spotty)
Lineage: Eukaryota; Metazoa; Chordata; Actinopteri; Labriformes; Labridae
Exons: 3
Coding region: 343-1635 (430 amino acids)
Source: RefSeq, a predicted model, not a curated record